AUGGAGAUGAUGAUGAGGUCAGUGGGGAUGGAGAUGAUGAAGAUGGGGACAAGUGGGGGCAAUGGAGGUGGAGGUGAUGACGAUGGGGACAACGGGGAUGGAGAUGAUGGAGAUGAUGAGAAUGGAGAUGAUGAUGGGGAUGGAGAUGAUGAGGACAGUGAGGGCAGUGGAGGUGGAGGUGAUGAAGAUGAUGAGGACAACGGGGAUGGAAAUGAUGGAGAUGGGGACCAUGGGGGUGGAGGUGAUGAGGAUGACGGGGAGGGGAUGGAGAUGACGGAGGUUGAUGAGAAUGGAGGUGAUGAUGAGGACGAUGGGGAUGGAGGUGAUGAAGAUGGGGACCAUGGGGGUGGUGGAGGUGGAGGUGAUGAGGACGAUGGGGACAGUGGGGAUGGGCAUGGAGAUAACGAAGACGAUGAGGACGAUGAUGAGGACAGUGAUGAGGAUGGAGAUAACAAAGAUGACGAGGAUGAUGAUGGGGACAGUGGGGGUGGGGAUGGAGAUAACGAUGAUGAGGACGAUGAUGGGGAUGGCUGGGAUGGAGAUAACGAAGACAGUGAGGAUGAUGAUGGGGACAGCGGGGAUGGAGAUAACGGAGAUGACGAGGAUGAUGAUGGGGACAAUGAUGGGGAUGGAGAUAACGAAGACGAUGAGGAUGGUGAUGGGGACAGUGCAGAUGGAGAUAACGGAGACGAUGAGGACUGGGGAUGGAGAUAA
Numida meleagris (helmeted guineafowl) is the source of this 714-nucleotide messenger RNA. RefSeq names its product aspartate and glycine-rich protein-like. The coding region runs from base 1 to 714 and encodes 237 amino acids. Lineage: Eukaryota; Metazoa; Chordata; Aves; Galliformes; Numididae. The record is from RefSeq and is a predicted model, not a curated record. The transcript has a single exon.